CAUUUGAGAACUUUCUAGAGUUGGUUCAAGCGAUGAAUAAGUAAUUUGAAUUUAAUUAUUUAUAGUACGUAUGUUUCUCACUAGUACCCCGUGCUAGGAAAGAGACGGAGCGCGGUAGUGAUGGAGGCAGCCAGCAGAUGGCAGGCUGGUCUGUUUUUCUUCCUGACAGUGAAAUCAGUUUCGGGGUUACAAUGCCAAGUGAAACUACAGAUGUGAAUCUUAAUUUGUGUUUACUCUAGUUAGAUGUGAGGCACCAAGAUGAGCCUGAUUAUGGACAAUAGGCUUGAGAUGAUGGACACAGAGGCCGAGGUAAAAAAGUUACAAGCGCUAGUCAAACAGUUAGAGUUGCAGAAUGAGGAAUUGCGGUCAGAGCGGCAGCAGUUGAAGAAGGAAGGUGGUGGUGGGGGCGACUCUCCCGUGGGCGGCGGCAAGGACGACCCCUCGGCCCCAGGCACGCCCAAACGACACCACGACAGUAACCUGGAGAACAUGGACCCCAUAGGUCUAGAAGAUAACAGCCUGUCUGAUGAAGAGACAUGGUUGUUUGAAUCUCCCAAGGCCAAGCCUCAUAAUUCUGAUUGGUUACGAAAAGAUGUAGAUGACCCAGCUUUAUUACUCUCCAGGAAAUCUUUAAUUCACAAAUUAGAUCAAAUUGCAAUGUCUCCGCACCAUUCUCCUCGACAUUCCUUCAGCCCUUGCUCAUCAUCCGGGGUCCUGUCUCCGGAGUCUCCGCCUUCCUCCCGAGAUGGUAGUUCCCGAGAGUACCUGGCACGGUCGAGUGGGUCACUGGGGUCAGAGGAGGACGACCGCUUGAGUUCGGCUUCAGAAGGGAGCUUUUCGUAUCAUUUAGCAGAUGUGGCAGACGUCAAUGCUCUGGCUCGACUGCAGGAAGAGAGUUUAAAGCUUCCUGACCCAAGAAGAGGUUCAAGAUUACCAGGUAUACGCACAGGGACUACUGGCAUCCCAUAUUCUUCUACGGGCUCUGGGGGUUCAGCGACGAGUUCUCAGGAGGAUCUCAUAGCCCCACCCAAUCUCAUGGCCAGUCCCCGUCGCCCUGCCCGAGGUCUCCAGCCCCCAACGCGUUACUCUGCACACACAACCCCAUCACGAGAGGGUUCUGAUCUCUCUACACCACCAGAUAGUCCUUAUAAUUCACAGCACAAUCUUGAAAUUUGUAAUGGUAGGAGUGGAUUACGUCAACCAAGCGGGCUGCAACGGGGGUUAGGCGGCAGUGAUCCUCGGUUACUGGACCACCACACCCCUAGUAGUAGUCGUGGAGCAUCUCCAUCCCGAUCUCAUGGCUCACCCACCGCUUCUCAGACAGAUUUACGUCAUGGACCCAGAACCUCUAGAUUACAAGCUCCUCAAAUGAGGAGUCGGUUAAGUGCGCCAUCACCUGUGCGUGUACCAUUAGGGGGAGCUUCAGGACUCCCACAACCAACAGAAAUCCCAAGACCUAAAAUGACAGGGAUCCCUCGGCCAGGGUCACGUCUUCAACCCCCCAAAACAAGGUCAGGCAUAGCUCAGCCCAGGUUCCAGGCACCAGCCCAGGAUGACUGGAGGGAUGGUUGCUUUUGAACCAGCCUGGACAGUAGCCACACACCCAGGUUAUGUGAUUUGUCUCGGGGACUCUCGGGAUCGGCCACUGGACUCAUACAGGCUGUCAUUGUUAUAAGCUAAAGAUGCCAAGAUUCUAAUCCAAACACAAAAUUUUUUGUUACCUUGUAGGUGAUAUUCCAUCGAGUAUACUUGUAAUGCAAUUGUUAAUUAAAUUUAACACUUUAUGUUUUUACUCAUAUAGUGAAUUAUAUUCUACAAGAGUUCUGACAUUUCCAGAUGGAGGUCAGGUGCCCUCUAGUAUAUGAAAUCAUGGUUAUAUUAAGCUGUUGAUUUGGUGCUGUGGCUGAGAGCCACAAUGGACAUUGGUGCAUAGGUCACAUUCGUAAGUACUUUUAUCUGUAAUAUUAUCUCAAGUAGAAUUAUAGUACUUACCCAUGACCUGGUGAUUGCAUAGAGCUAGUGAGAACUUUAUACCAUAACUGGUAUUGCAAUAUUUGUAUAAUCGACAGACAUACUACAAGAAAAAUGUAUAAUGAGAAGUACCAAGUAGUCAGAGCCAUAGAUGGCGAUUCCUACAUAUGACAGACCAGUGCUCAUAAUAUCCCAAGGGAGUAGAAAUUAGGCUGCAAUGUGGCAACAUUGUGAUACCCCAGUGGUCUUUGACCGCACAUUCCAACUCUUCCUGGCCUUUUGGCUGGACCCUUUUAGCUGCUGACAAUAGUGAGGCCUUCCUUCACCUGCAUCGGACUGUCUGAUAGUCCUUGUAAGAUGACAGGUAUGAUGCAAAACAUUCACUUUAUUACGUCUUUGAUUACACAGGUGUAGGGGCUUUAAAUAACUUUGCUUCUUAUAAAGCUUUAAGCAAUAAGUAUUUCUAAUCUAUGCUAUGUUUUGGAUGAUAAUAAUUUCUGAAAUAAUUCAUAAAUUGUAAGUUUCAUCAGGAAGAUUAAAAUUAUCCUUUGGACUUCCAACCAAUUAUGAUACAACACUUGGACAAUAGUUGAAGCAAAGAGCCAUUCGUAUCCUCGCUGACACCUACAUGACCAAUGAGCUUUAGUGCAACUUAAUUGUAGUACCUGCUAAUUUAUACCAUAAUGACCAAUAGGCUUUUAGGGAGAGUAAGAAAACCACAAGGUAUAGCUGUAAGCUUUGGAGAUGAUUUGCAAGCUGUAAUUUAGCUUGCUAUUACCCUCUUAAUUUAUCAUUUAUGGUAAGUUAGUUGGCAAAAUGUUAAACUGUGACCAAGUGUUGGGUCAGCAUUGUGGAUGUAACGGCAGGAAGAGGGCGACCAUUGCAGCACCAAGGGCGUACUUCAAACAAUUUUUUGUGGGGAGCCUCUGUUAUACCUUAUCUUUCAUUAAUAUUAAGAUAGUUGAGAUUCUCAGGUUUUCAGUGAGUUGUUUUUCAGCUAUAAGGGGAAUCUUUUAAGCAACUUUGUUAUUGGUACUUGAUAAGUAUUGAUUUGGCUACUGAAUCAUUCACACCUGCGACAGUGUAUCUGAGUUAAGAAUUCCACACAAUCUGAUGCUUGGAGACAUGUUCUUCACAGUGUGAUCCUGGGAGACAUGUUCUGCACAGUGUGAUCCUGGGAGACAUGUUCUUCACAGUGUGAUCCUGGGAGACAUGUUCUGCACAGUGUGAUGCUGGGAGACAUGUUCUGCACAGUGUGAUGCUGGGAGACAUGUUCUGCACAGUGUGAUCCUGGGAGACAUGUUCUGCACAGUGUGAUGCUGGGAGACAUGUUCUGCACAGUGUGAUGCUGGGAGACAUGUUCUGCACAGUGUGAUCCUGGGAGACAUGUUCCAUAAACCUUUCCAAAAUGUAAUGAUAUAACUCAUACUAAUUAUUGUUGUUGUUGAAUUAUUUUAUUAUUUAAGAACUGAGAUGAGUUUAAAAAUAUUUGGCCCAAAACAGUUGGCCAUGUCAAACCUCUCUCCACUGGUGAAAGGAUUUGAGUUGAGUUAAUUGUUGGAAACACACCUUGAUCUUACCUUCAAAGAGUGUAUUCACUAUGAAAAGGAUUUCAUUACUCUUGUCAUUGGCUUUGCAUUAGGUUCUUCAAUAAAUGACUUCAUUGAUAUAGAUAAGCUUCAGGAACUGAAAAUUCAAUAAUUCGUCCUUUAUCCCUCCCAAAAUAAAAUAAAUUUCAAGUGCUCUUCUGCACUAACAUAGCAUCCAUAUGGGUUACCUGUUUGUUUUAUAGCACUGUUGCAGAUAGUGAUUUCCCUGUGACAUCCCCUUUUAAAAUUUCCACUCAGUUGCUGUUGGCAGAGCUUUAGUACUUCAUUAAAAGUUUUUAGUGUCAGUUUCCUCUCUCUCUCUUCCUUAUUCUUUUUCUUUGCAAAGUGACAGCCUUUUGAAUAAUUGAGUUCAUUCAAUUGCUGGUGGAGGAGUCUGGGAAAUCCAUUUCGUAUUUGAGCUUCAUACGAGUAUUCAUUCGGCUGUUUUAAUUGGUCAUUUUCUUAUCUCUGCACAGUCACUUCCUUUUUGACAGUCUGUGGUGGUGAAGGCUAGUACUUCACUUUCUGUAGUGAGUGUUAGUUUCCUUCUGCUUUUUUAAUUGUCAUCACUUUCCCUGUGCAUAGUCGCUACCUUUCUAACGUCCAUGGUGGCGGAAGCUCAGUAUUUUCGGUUAAGAGUGUGUUUCUCCCUCCUUAUGCAGGUUAGUCCAUGUAGAAUCUGCUCCAUAAAAUAUGGUGCCUUUAUUACCUUCAACCUAGAGUGUUCUGGUCUCACACAUCUAACUUGUUUCGUUUUCAUUCAUGUACUGUACUGAACAUCAUUGAGUUUAGCUUAUAUUGUGUUUCUAAUUAUUUGUCCCUAUUGCCUGGCAAAGACUUGAAGGGAUAAUAUGUUUUGAACAGUAAAGAAAUUGAAUUAUAAAAUUCAUAUAUUUAUGGACCAUAAAAGUUGUAUAUUUAAAUGAUAAUUUAUUUUUGCUUAUUAUUUAGUCAGUUUUGACUAACUUGUCAUUUAGAUUUUAUUCAAAGUUAUUUUUUUUUUUUUUUAUUGAUAAACUAAAAUUUUGGCUAAUUUUAAUGAUUAUAAAGAUUUUUAAAAUGAUCAUGUGAAAGUCUUACCUAUUCCAGUAAGCUUUGUAUCCAUCGUGUGAAUGAUUAGCCACGUCCUAAACAAACUGCCUUAAAUUCAAAUCGAGCUCUACUUAUGGUGAUAUAUGCAUCAUGUAUAGACAUUUUUAUAAGGCUGACAAUGAUUAGUAAAAACAAAUGUAUGACAGUUACAUUAGGUAAUAUACAGUAGACUUCUUAUCAGCUCGUGUAAACCUAACAUGAUCUUCACUAUGGUGAUGUAGUGGCAUCUGCAGACACCGGGAUGGAGUAAUAUAGCGGUGGGGAUGGAUAUGAAUAUGUUAAAGGAGGUUAGUGAGGAAGGAAGAUGGGGGUAACUUAGAGAUGGGGUAAAGAAACAGAGUGGCCAAGGGACAAAGUGGUCACUGGUCAAAAUGGUUGAGGGUGAGCAAAGGCUGUGGGACAGAGUGGCCAAGAGACAGAGUGUGACUGAGAGAGGGUUGAAAAUGUCUGUAUCUCAGGAGUUGUGCAAUGAUUUAGUGUUAAAGAGGAGACUAUGACGUAUUUACCGUGUUGGAUAAUAGUAGAUGGCUCAUUGGAUAUAGGUAGUCUCCAUGUUUCCUGUGCACACACACACACACACACACACACACACACACACACACACACAGCAGGAGAUGUCAGCACCAAAAAGAAUUCUGUCAUUACUUGAUUAAUGAUAAGUUAACUAUUUCCUGUAGUGGAAAUAGGGAAAUGAUAUUAGUGUCAACGUGGGCUUCCUUACUGGUUAGUGGGAAAUGGUUCAUUGGCUGUAGCUUGACUGUGCAUUAUAUAGUUAUCUCUCCCAAACACUGUGUCCUUAUACAUGCUCUUCCUUUACCUCAUAUUGGAAAAGUCAUUUGAAACAUAAGAUGAACUUCACUUAUUGGAGAGCUAAGUAAUACACAAAAGGCUUUCAGCUAAUAUGAAAUUAAGUCCCAAAUACUUAUACUGUACAGCAUAAGUUAUCAAAAUAAUUAGUUGGAUAAGAAAUCUGAUUGAUUGGUAAACUAGUUUUAUUUCCCAUGUUCAUUGAAGAUGGCAACAUUAAAUAUUCAAAAGAUAACUCGGGUAUAAAUUUGUAUCUGUUUUGACUCGACCAACAGGUCUUCAACACUACUGACAAUAUUUUGACUUAUGAACCUAUAAUCAUCAUACCUCUCUCAAUUUUGUUUGGGAUGGAGCAAAAGGUGUAAAAAUCACAAUGGAAGUGGGAGAUGAUAGGGGAGUUGGGUGCAAGACAAAAACAGAAAGUAACAAGUCAGGUCUAUAAGAACAAAAGUGUAAAUACAGUACACACAUAUUUACUUGAUUUUUUCUCUCGUUAACAUGCAAAAUAUUUAAUAAUUAUUGAGUGUUUGUUGUACUCUCCAUCUUUUUUAAUACCUUUCAUGGCUAACAGUCAUAUAAGCUAUAAUAUUUCCAGUGCAAAACAUAAUUUGAGAAUUUCCAAAAAGGUGGAGGUGAGAUCAUGACACAUUUGGCAAUCAGAAGCAUCGCUGAUAGAUAGAGACUAUAGUUCUAGCUAGACAAGGAACUGCAGAAAAUUUUUACCUUUUGUUCCUAUGAGUGAAUGUCCCCUAUUGUGAUGGUGAAGCUGUAUGGCUCUUGUAUGAGGCAGAGCAUAUGUUUAUGAUUCAUUGUCGUUUGUGUCCUUCUCCUCCUCCUCUCUACCUCCUCUUUCUCUUUACCUCCUCUAUCUCCUUCUCUUUAUCCCCUAUUUACAUCCUCCUCCUCUCCCUACUUUUUUUUUUUUUUACAUUUCAUAAUAGACUGACUUGUUUAUGCCAUAGUCAGAGACAAAAUUCAGGCUUCCUAUUAUUUUUGCCUAAACCUCUUUAUUUGCAUGACAGUCUCAGGGUUGAUAUAGUAGAUGGUUAGGUCUGCCUUGAAACGUGUGAUGAUCACUGUCAGCAAAACCUGCCUACUAAGGCCGAGUACCCUGAAUGCUAUGCUGUAUAAGUGUCACGGUGAUGAGUUUUAGAGAGAACCAUCUUAGGGAAAACAUAAGUAUUUUAGACAAGUCAUUACUUUGCAACUCUUUGAGGAUGACCUACUUCGAAAGAAAUGAAUGAUUCUCAGUCAUCCUUCUCUGAUUAUUUAUGUGCUCUUUUGUAUCAUAUCCAGUACAGUAUUUUUGGUGGUAGCUCCUUAAAAGAUGAAUUUUACAUAAACCAUCUAUGUUUGGGUAAAUCAGUCUUGUUUUCACAUUUUGACUCUUGUACCUGUAGUCCUUUUGUGGAAGUUUAUGUCAAGAAACUUCCUUUACUUGUAGCUUCAUUUUGAAGUAAAUAUCCUGUACGUAGACCUUUUACCUGGACUGGUCAUUAUGUUCUCUGUAGACUUACAAUGUGCACUGAUAUCAAGUAUUUGAUAGUGGCAGUGCAUGAAUCGGAUUCCUAUUUUGUGUUAAUUAAAUUUUCUUAGUUCAAGGACUGUGAUGGUUUGAAUAGUUAAGUAAAUAUUUUUGUUUCUUAAUGGAGGCUCCAGUUUAUGUAAUGUACAUAAUACUGCAAUUAAUUCUGUUCCUCCCAGAUUACUCCAUUAACGAUCAAAUUUUUUAACUAGGAAUUAGUUGAGAAAGUUGGACCAGUACAUAAGUGUAGACACAAGGGAAGGCUGAAGUUAUUGUAAGGAUGUCAUUCGGCUCCUGUCAAGGGAGUGGAUGAGACGGAACCCAUGCUGUUGCUUGUUCAUUUUCAUUUGUGUAAUUUCAAUUUGAUAUGAAAAAUUGGUGCAGUACAAUGUGAAGCAUUUAUUUUCAUAAAUUCAUGUAAUUCCUUUUGUACUUAGCUGACUCAUAAGGAAGUGCAUGACACAUAAGUCUCCCCUGUGUCUUGUAUAAGUUGCCACUUGCUUGUAUAGUUUAGCAGAAAUGAAUCAUAAGUGCCAAGAGUGUCAGACUUACAUGAGCUCAUGUCCUCACUACAUGAGGCAGAAUUAAUAUUUUUCUUUUUUUCAAACAUCACUCAUUUUGGUCCUAUUUUGUGAAGUAUUUUGUUUCUUAUGUAGUCACAUGUACAAUGUACAUGAGAUAAGAUUUGAUUGAAGUUACUGUAGUCCAUUGGCUCUAAAAUAAAUUUGAUAUUAUAAGUACAAUAGACAUUUGUGCCUUAGGUGAAAAUUUGAUUAUGAAUGUCAUUGACACAAUCACUGUCAGUAUGUCAAAUACAUGGAUGCAAUCCCAUUGAUAUGUUAAAACUGUGUAGUAUGGUAGUCCCUUGUGUAGCGUGUGGAUGACGCUAGCACCCGCUAGAGAAUGCCAGAUCUCCCCAGAAUAUAUUAAUAAGACAAGUGAUAGUGUGUAUAUUAUUUAAGGUACUUUUUCUCUACUAUCAUGAUGAUGGGGACUUGCAGUACUAGGUAUUGUGAUCCAUAGUUCAGGUAGGUGGAAGGUGGACAGUGCCUGACAACAACAUGAAUGAGGCACAGGAGUGGAUUGGAACAGCCUUGUCAUACAUCCUUUUCUAUCUCUGUAAAAUGUAGAAUGUAAAUAAGAAUUUUUUGAGGUUACUUCAUUGGAUAGAACAAUGCUAAGAAUAAAUUGUAAUUAUAUUAUGCCCUUUGUAAUAUUUUGAAACUAUUUUUAUUUAUUUUUAAUACUAUAAUUAAUAUUUUAGCCAAACUUGAACCCUUCAAUAACUAUUCAUUUUAAGCAGUAAGUAGCAAGGAUUUUCUAAUGAUUUGAGAUGCAUUAGAAUAGGAUAAGACUUCUGUAUGCCAUCUGUUAUAACAAUAUUGUACUUGACUAUAUUUUUAUCAUGGCAGCUAAUAAUAGACAAUGGAGGCAAACCAGAUUAUUACACGUGCAGUAUACAAAAUGUAGAUGAUUAUCUUAAUUCUGUGGCAUAUGCUUAUCUAUCUUUUGACUUGUGAAUACAAUUCACACAGGAACAGCCGAUGUAAUUCAAGGUAACUUACAUCAUUUCAAAGUUGGGGUGGGGUAAGGGAACAGACAUCAGUUAACUUCUGUAAAGUAACGGAAUCUCUCGUGCAUGUGUCAUGAUAUGAACUAGAAAUAAUUAUUCAUAUUAAUACUUGUAACAUGUAUUGAAUGAGAUGCAUGGUGGACCUUGCAUAAAUACCUUCAUACUUUUUAUUUUAUUAUUAGUUGCCUUGCAAGAUCUCUCAAACUUAGUUCUCCCAUCUAACAUACCUUUUGUCUUCCACCUUACCCCGCAAUAUUGUAUACAGUACAUAUAUUUUUCUUGGUUGCUGCAUAAUCAAAAAGUUUUUGCGUAAUAGUUACUCUUGUGCUUGGUCGAGCACCUAUCUGUACAUCCAUUUUCAAGUAAUUAAUAUACCAUGUAAAAAAUAGGAAGCUUUGUGCAUAAUAUCUCCAUGCACGCCCGUCACUGCACAUUUCCACACAUUUGAUAGUUAAAAAUACAAAAGCACCAUUUAGGAAGACAUGCUGGGGAAUCCCCAUCAACACCCCCUUGUGUGAACCCCUACAGUGCAUGUUUGUUGUGGCCCCAUGGGUGGCUGAUCCAAUUCUAACCUUUAUCAAUAUUUAUGUGCUAUUGUAUUUCAUGCAUGCUCACUUUUUUCCAAGUUUUGACAACUUUCUCAUUUUUGGUGUCAAAUAGCCACAGGCUGCGACGCCAGAUUUUUACCCAAUCAAUCAAUCAAUUGACAGCUUUCUUGUUCAGGAUACAGUAUACUGAUUACAUCCCCAUUUUUCACUUUGUAGAAUGGGCUUUGAUCUUUCAUUAUUCUAAAGGUCAUUUGUAGGUAAGUACAACUUGUAUGGUCCAUGUCACUCUACCAGUCAAGACUCUAAGAUUGCCAAAAUUUUAUUGUACAAUUUUUUAUUUUCUCACUCUCAAAAGGCAUCCUUUUUUGCAGUUGUAGCUAAAAUGUGAUAAUGUACACUACCGUAUAUAUAUAUACAGUGACCCCUCGGUUAACGAACUCAUUCCGUUGUUUGGCCAUGGAAAAAUUUGAGACUGCAUGCAUUAUGGUGUUACAGUACCUAUAAUUCUGGGACCAGUUUCUGUUUUACAAAAUAUUUUGUGUGUUGCUGGAAAGUUUACCCCACCAAAUUAUUUUCUAUGCCUUAUUUUCUUUUUACUUUAACCUCCUAUUAUAUUUUUUAGAGUAACCAAAUAAAAGUUUAAGUUGGUAUUUUAUUACUUGAUUAUUUCUCAUUCUGGUCAUGCAUCCUCCAUGGCAAAACCUCUUCACCUACUGUAACAUCUGCUGUACUGUACAAUUAAGUAUGCAUUUAUGGGUGCUGCAACCCCUCUUCGUUCAAAUAUUAUUUAUGAAUUUUAAAUCUUCAAUAUUUAUUAAUUGCAUUUCUUGGGUAUUUAAAACUUCCAACCACUUACAAACUUUGUUACCGAUAAACAUCACAGAGAUUAUAUUCUAGUUGAAUAUUUGAUUUGUAUUAUUAUUUAUGUAGAAUGUUCUUUGCAUGUCCUCAUGUCUGUACUCCAUAUUGAUAAAUUGUCUAAAUCCCAUAAACCCAGUGAAUGGAUCUAAAUGUAGCUAAUAAAAAAAUUACUUAUUGACUGUCUCUCAGGCUGUUUCCAUUUGUAUUAGGUCUGGCAACUUAGCAUUUGCCAAUGAUAAAUACACUAACUCCUUAAAGAUAAACAGCUAAACAUCCCCCCUAGAUACCCUCUUUCUAGGUAACUGGUCAUUUCCAGUUCUAAUGUAACCUGUGAUCUGUGAGCCUGACACCAUAUUGUAAACAGACCUAUUUAAUGCAUUCUGUAUGUAACCCCAAACAUGUAUAACCAUUUUAUCAUUGACCCAUGAUCUCAAAUGAAUGUCAUAUCCUUUCUGUAAUUCCCGCCUGAUGGAAAAUUGACUACUGUACUUACAGACCUGUUAUCCUAAAUGGAAUUUAUAAUGUAUUGAGCCCCUAUCCAUUGAGGACUCACUUCCUCAUGGCGCCUUGCCCACUUAACUCCCAUGACCCCCCCAUGUAAUAUAGUCAAUCAAAACAAUACUGGAAUCUUCAGCAUUAGAUUAUAAACAAAUAGUAUAUUCUGUGAAUGAUUUAAUUUUUGCUGUACAGUAUUUUGUUUUUAUAGAAGGUGGUAUGGACACAAGUAUUAUUAAGAAUGUAUUUAAAUUUUUCCUUACUUUCUACUGUAAUGUUCAGUGUCACAUGAUCUGAAGAUAUUGUAGUGGGAUGAAAUAUCAAGACUGAGAUAGUAAUAACACUCAUUUUAAAGCUACUGUACUGCUAAAUUUCUAAAGAGGAUCGAAUGUGACCAGGAGAUGUGGUUACCAGACUCUUGUGUUACAUAACAUUGGAGUAGCAAAAACAGAUGCAGAUAUUAUUUAUCAGAUGCUUCAGGUGUUACUGAUAGGGUGUCCACAGUAACAAGUAUGACAGUAGACAGUGACUGACGUAUGUGGAGAAGAUUCUGCAUGUUAUUGGUUACCAGAUAUGAGUUUGUUAAAGUAACACAUUUUGACAGGAUAUGUUCCCUUACCCCCAAAAUCACCUCUGACUUACCUACGGGGAACCAAGUGUCUUAGCACGAGUCCCACCACUAAUAUAUCUAGUACGCUUGGUCUUAUAAUUAUGGGAAAUUUGGGCUAGGAGAUGAUUUAUGACAGCUUCUUAUUUAUUUACUUCAUAAUUAGUGGUUGGUUCACUAAUUUAAUUGAAUACUGUUGCUUAUUGCAUUCUAAUUUUAUAGUGUGUUUAAUCAUUUAAAUAAUGGAUGCUUUGCAAAUAGUUCUGUGUCUUCAGAAUCUGAAGACCUGUUAUUUUUAAUAAAAUCAAUAGCUUA
Homarus americanus (American lobster) is the source of this 11383-nucleotide messenger RNA. RefSeq names its product SLAIN motif-containing protein 2-like. The transcript has 9 exons. Gene Ontology annotation, biological process: cytoplasmic microtubule organization; positive regulation of microtubule polymerization; microtubule nucleation. The coding region runs from base 259 to 1578 and encodes 439 amino acids. Lineage: Eukaryota; Metazoa; Arthropoda; Malacostraca; Decapoda; Nephropidae. Gene Ontology annotation, cellular component: microtubule plus-end. The record is from RefSeq and is a predicted model, not a curated record.